Molecule: messenger RNA, 1197 nt
Organism: Lotus japonicus
Lineage: Eukaryota; Viridiplantae; Streptophyta; Magnoliopsida; Fabales; Fabaceae
Exons: 1
Coding region: 1-1197 (398 amino acids)
Source: RefSeq, a predicted model, not a curated record
AUGGUGACACGAUCUGGGGCAAACGGAGAGAGGAAUCAUAAUCCUCCUGAUGGUGUUUCUCCCGACGUUCUCCAGCGGAUCAUGGAUGAUCUCAACGAUCUCCGUCAACACAACCAACAACUUCAGAAUCCACUUACUGAUCUCAACCAGACACAUGGGCAAAGAGAGGGCGAUCGAAGGAUGGCGGAAACGGUAGUAGAUUUCCAACCCUUCACAGAAGAAAUAGCAAACACUACCGUUCCAGACAACCUGAAGACGCUUGUUUUGGAUUCGUAUUACGGCGAUACUGAUCCUAAGGACCAUUUGGUGUAUUUCAACACGAAGAUGGUUAUUGUGGGAGCAUCAGAUGCACUCAAAUGCAAGAUGCUUCCUUCAACUUUCAAGAAAUCGGCAAUGAUUUGGUUUACCACUUUGCCUUCACGUUCAAUUGUGAAUUUCACAGAGUUAUCGGCGAAGUUUUUGUCUAAAUUUUCAACCAGCCGUGCUCAGAAGGUUACACCGGCGACAUUGUUUAAUGUUCGUCAAGGACCAAAUGAAACUUUACAGUCAUAUAUGGGACGAUUUAAUCAAUUGUCUGUUCAUUUGGAGGAUAAGAUGCCAGAAAUUUGCAUUGCAGCGUUUGAGUUAGGCUUAAGGCCUGGGAGUUUGAACAGCAAUUUAAGCAGAAAGCCGGUAGAGACGAUGACACAAUUACGUGUGAGAGUUCAAGGAUUUAUAAGAGAGGAGCAAAGUGAUCAAGUCAAGAAAAACUGCCCGAAUGCGGCGUAUACUGGACAACAACAACAGUUUGAGGCGAAGAAAGGAGCGGUUACCGAUCAGCGUUCAAAAGGAUCGGCCGAACGUGGGGAUAAAGGAUACAAUUACAGGAACCGUUAUGAUAACCGUUCUCAAUUUAAACAUCGUGCUCAACUGUAUGGGACUCGUGGGUAUGGACAUUCGAUGACGUGGACCCGGAAUCAAAAUGAUCGUGUAACACCUUUGGCGGUUAAUUUAACCGAGGCUUUACACACGUGCUUGGAGGCGAAUGUAAUCCGUUUUCCCCGGCAACCAAAACAACCAACAGGCAACAACGUGGAUAAGAGAAAGUGGUGUGAGUAUCAUAGAAUUUCGGGACACGACACUGAUGAUUGCUUCACUUUGCGAAAGGAGAUUGAAAAACUGAUAAAGGCUGGAUGCAUGCAACAUUUAGCUGGGUGA